This is a messenger RNA of Brachypodium distachyon (stiff brome), 1532 nucleotides long. Its product is annotated as proline-rich protein HaeIII subfamily 1. The coding region runs from base 366 to 1244 and encodes 292 amino acids. NCBI's taxonomy places the organism in Eukaryota, Viridiplantae, Streptophyta, Magnoliopsida, Poales, Poaceae. The transcript has a single exon. The record is from RefSeq and is a predicted model, not a curated record.
CUUUGCAAAUGCAUGUCACCUUCACGCCCACCAACAACCCAUUGGUCGAUCACUAACGCCGUGCGUCUAAAUUCAACAAAGUAAAACAGGCCAAUAUCUAGAAGAUCACAAUAACGUGUUAGUACCAAAUUCAAUUACCACACGGUAAAACUAACUUUUCCUCUUCUUCAUCUCACCGAAGCCAAAUCAGUCCCAAUGCGUACUUGUAUAUAAAUGCAACUCUAUAUCAUGCAUGAUGGCAUGCACCAGAAGAUAAUUAAGUUGCUGUAGAUUAAUAUAGCCAAUGCAACACAUGCAUGGUGGCAUCAAGAAGCUAUAGAGCUUAGCUAGAGCGGCGUCGAGUAGUCGCGUAUAGGAGAUUGCAUAUGAAGAAUAAUAUGGCAUAUCUGUCGGCCUUAAUCUUCUUCCUCGCCGUCGGGUUGUUGCUCACGCUCUCGCCGUGCCGCGUCGCCGCCGCGAGGCCACUCUCGGACUCGCACGCCGUCUCCUCCUCCGGCCAUGGCGACGGCGCCGCACCGAGAAGCAGCCAUCGCGUUGCCGAGGUGGCACCAGCACCGAAGGAGAAGGAGGAGGAGGACGUCGUUCUAAAGAAGAAGAAGGAGAAGGACCACCCUAAGAAGGCGCCGCCCACGCCGAAGCACAGUGGCGGCGGCGGCCAUGGCCACCACCACGGCGACCUCUCGCCGCCGGCACCGGAGAGCCCGGACCCGGACAACCGGUGGCCGCCGUUCCCGGCGUGGGGCCCGCGUCCCGAAGACGGGGACAACAAGUGGCCCCCGCUGCCGCCGUUCAACCCGCCGCCGGUCCCCGCAUGGCCACAGCCAGAACCUGGAAACAAGUGCCCGCCCUUCAACCCGCCGCCUAUCCCGGCUUGGCCGCAGCCCGAACCGGGCAACAAGUGGCCGCCGUUCCCGACAUGGCCGCAGCCGGAGCCGGGCAAGCAGUGGCCGCCGGUCCCGGCAUGGCCAGAGCCAGAGCCAGGCAACAACCACUGGCCGCCGUUCCCGGCAUGGCCGCAGCCGGACCACUGGCCGCCGCUGCCGCCGUUCCCGUUCCACCCGCCUCCGAUGCCGUCGUGGGCGCACCCAGCGCCUGGCGGCAGCGAUCAGUGGCCUCCUACACUGGCGUCCUUCCCGGGCGACGCCGUCGCGACGGCGAAGCCUGAGGACGACGAACGGCGGCGCUCGUCGUCGCCUGAGCUCCCGAUCCUGCCUCCGCCGGUCCCAGUCCCAGGGCACAACUGAUGCAUGUGCUGCCCUCGACGAAGGAGGUUAAUUUCUAGAUGUUGUAGUGGUAUGCAUAAAUCCUGCACCGAUCAUUUCGAUCUCCAAGUUCGUUGUUUUGGUAGUAUACAAAAAUGUGUGCGCCCCAUACAUGAGAGAUCGUACACUUAUCUAAUAGAGCAAAAUUGCUACUGUACUGUGAGUCUGUGAUUGCAUUUUAGCUACACCUACGGCUACGUACGUGCACGUAUUCGGACUCUAUUGCGUGUUUGUACUUAACUACUUAUAUGCACAAAAACGUUUUUUUAA